CAGGGCAUGAAGGACAGAGGCCAUAACAGGGACCCGAAGCAGUGCCGCGUGAAACUUAAGGAGCUGAGGCAAGCCUACCAGAAAACCAGAGAGGCGAACGGCCGCUCCGGGUCAGAGCCCCAAACAUGCCGCUUCUAUGAUGAGCUGCAUGCCAUUUUAGGGGGUUCAGCCACCACUGCCGCAGCCGUGUUGUUUGACUCCUUCAAUGGAGAUGGAGGCAACACGGAAGCAGGUUUUGGGGACGAAGAAGAUGAUGAUGAGGUUGUAGAUAGCUCACAGCAAGCAAGCGGAGAAACCGGUUUUCCCGACAGCCAGGAACUGUUUCUCACCCUGGACCUGGAGCCAGUACCCCCCGAACCCACCCAAGGCUGCCUCCUGGACCCGGCAGACGGAGAAGGGACCUCCGCUGCAUGUGUUUCAGUGAUCACAGCAUCUUCUCCUUCCCAGAGGCUAGUGAAGAUUAGAAAGGAAAAAAAAACGCACUCGUGAUGAAAUGUUCUCUGAGUUCAUGCAGUCCUCCCACACUGACAGAGCACAGACGAAUGCGUGGAGGACCAGGAGUUGGAAUUUGUACAAUAACUUUUGAGAUGGACCGGUACGAAGAUGUGUCAGAGGGUGAAGUGGACCACUCUUUCUUUGAUAGUGAUUUUGAGGAAGAGCCAAAGAAAGAAGAAAACCCUGUUAUAGCCAAUGGCGAAGAACAUAGUGAGCUCAUAGAAAAUGGAGGUAUGCACAUCGCCAAAUCAGACUUUGAAUCGGAAACGAAACUGAGGCAAGAACACAAUGCUGAGGAGGAAAGUGAAGAGAAAAAGAAAGAGUCACCAAAGGAAUAUUCCAUAAAUGGUGGCACUGACCAUAGUGAGAAUGUUUCAUCAGAGUCAGUUUCUUUAAGUUCAGAAAAUGCAAGUACAUCUGGUAGAAAUUCUGCGCUACGUAGAAGAAUACGUGUAAGCAUUCCAGCGGGGAUCCCCAAAAUAGUUAGAGAAGGUGAGGAGGAUUAUUAUACAGAUGAAGAAGACAGUAGUGAUGAUGGCAAAAAACAAAGGGUUAGACUUAAAUCAGCUAAGCAAUCCAGUAGCAUAAAGAAAGUUAACAAAAAGUAUACCAAUAUUAGCUCAUCCUCCUCCUCUUCUUCCUCCUCAAGUUCAGAUACAGAUGGUUCAGAUAUGGAUUCUGAUAGCUGCAUAUCAGAUUCAUCACAGUCUUCCUCAAAGGGAAGUAUAUGUAACUUGGCUCUUCUAUCUCCAAGACAAAAAUUCAGGCCAGGAAUAAAGUCGGUAGAAGUAAAACCAAAGCUUGGUGAUUACACAGAGGAGUCUGAAGAUACAGUGACUGAUGUAACACCUCUGUCAACACCAGACAUCAGUCCUGUCCAAUCUUUUGAACUUGCAGCAUCAAAUGAUAAGAAACUGAAAGUAAAAAGACAAGAAAAUGUGAGCCAAGAAUUGCAUGAUGCAGAGUUUGAUCGCAGACAUAAUCAAAAGGUCUUGCAUGAUGCUGUGGACCUGAAUCAGCUUUUGAAAGCUUUUCUACAUUUGGAGAAAAAGGAACAGCAACAACUGGUCAUUGAUCAGCCAACUCCAGGGUCAAGGAAAAAUUACUCUUUCACAAAUGACGAAGUAAGACAAAUUGAUCAGGAAAACCAAAGGCUGUUAAAAGAACUGUCCAGACAAUCUGCAAAGCCCAGGAACAAAAGUGCCACUCUGAAGAAACCUGCUGGCCUGCCGCCUAAGUUGUACCAUAGUGCUCUCAACAGGCAAAAGGAGCAGCAAAGGAUUGAAAGAGAGAAUCUGGCUCUUCUAAAGAGACUGGAAGCAGUGAAACCAACAGCUGGUAUGAAGCGUUCUGAACAGUUGAUGGACUAUCAGCGCCAUAUGGGUUAUCUAAGUUCUUCACCAUCCACAAGACGAGGAAAGUCUGCUCUAAGCCAGCUUAGCUCUUCAAGAGGAGCGUCAAGAGCAUCCAGCGCAUCCAGUGCAGUCAGUCAUAGGACUGAGAGACCAGUUUCUGAUGCAUCUAGUGGGGCAUUACGGAGACCUAAGCCCACUAAUGUUCGUGCUGCUUGGUUAUAAAUUAUUUCUACUUUGCCCAGAGUUCUUACUUGAUCACCAGACUUGUAUUUCUAUUGCUUUUGUAGAUUAUCUUGGUGCAAGAAAAUGUCAUCAUUGUUUGCUGAUUAAAGUGCACUGCAGUGUGGUGUAAUUUCUUGUAAAUUGGUUUUAAAUGGACAAUUUCAAUUUAAUCAGUGUUUCCUGAAAGAGGAUGUAUUUAUAAAAGAGAGGUGAAAAUUGAAAUUGCAAAUUAUUUUUAUUUGCAAAGCACAAAUGAAGUUCACACUUGUGAAGGAUGGAAUUGCUGAACUUUGGAUCCAAGAUGUAAAAAUUGAAAUUUUUAAUUUUAAUUUUUUAAAUUGCAAUAAAUUUUCAAGCAUGUGCUUAGUUUGUAAAUGGUCCUAAUUUUUCAUCCUUGUUUCAUCUUCAGAACUUCUAGGUCAUGGCUCAAAGGGUUUUCUUUUUAUUACAGUUUAUGGGAAUGUUUUUGAUAAAAAGUAGAUCUAUGUUUUAUUUCUUACUGAUGCAGGAAGAGGGUAUAUAAAUAUCUGAAUUUGUUGUACAGAAUAGUGGAGGAAAUCUACCUUGUAGCAGCAACAAAGUCAUUCUGGUUGCACAGCAGUACCACUUCCUUUCAUGUGAGUGAGCUAAAACGUUGAGGAUGCAGGAAGUGUCUUGUUCUGCAACUAUUGCAGAUCAUUCUAGCUGAAUAAAGAAAUGGUGUUCAUUCUGGGUCAGAGAUGAUGUCUUUUCCUGACUUAUGGACCUACACAUGGGGGGGGAGAACCUGCUGUACUGGGUGGAAAUGUUUGUUGGAUAGGAGAAUCAAUGUGAAGUGAAAUUCUAAUGUGAGGUCCAAUAAAAACAGAAAAUUCAACUACUCCUCAAACUGGCUUAAUAGCCAUUGCCUUUAGUGGUGGCACUACUUGCAGCUCUCUGCCCUGGCUCAUUGGUGGGAACAGACAUGGAGCUUUGGGAAACAAAUUUAGUAGAUAACAUCCAAGUUUUGAGAGAUACUAUCAACCAGGAUUAGAAAAGAGGACAAAGUAGAAUACAAGGAUAAAUCUGAAGUUUUGCAUUUUAACUUAUAUUUUUAAUGUUAUGUUUUAUACUAGAUCUCUUUAGUAGUUUUCAGACCAACCUUAGCACCAGUUUCCAGUUACAUAAUACAUGUAAGAUAUUAUGGAAGUGGUAAUGGGAGGCAAUAUGUCAUGUAGUUCAGUUCCAUAUCUAAACUGCAACAGGUGUUUUGGUCACUGGCCGCAGGAUUUUCUUUCAUAAAGAGCAUGAAUUAUGAUCUGCUAGCCAUAGUUACUACUGUACUUCUGCUUGUUGUCCUGACUCCCUUAUGGCAGAAAUAUUGGGGGGUCUUUCUAUUAAACAUAAAGAAAAAGUUUUGUUAAAUAGUGUUGCGACCUAGACCUACAAAAGUAAGAUCCAUUUUCUCCCUCCAUGUUUAGCACAAUGGCAUAAGUUUUUGAAUAUUUAAUAUUGUGAUACAUUUGGCACACAGGAUCAUCUAGUUUCUUUUGUCCUCUCUGAUAACUUGACAACUGUAUUGGUUAAAGAAGCUUUACCUCUGAACCUGCUGACUUUUGUGGAUUAAAUUUUUAUAUGCUUGACAAUGUUCAAACAGUUUUUAACUUUAAACAGUAGUAUAGAAAAAAGCUAUAAUUGAAAUUAUUGUUCUUUGUGACUGUAACGUUCUUUGAAUAGUACUGCUGUAAUUAUUUGUAUAACUGUGCUGAUUAAAAUUAUUCACCAUUUAAAGUCUUUAUUUUUGAAUGAGACACAAAUAAACUACAAUAUCAAGGUUACACUAUGCA
This is a messenger RNA of Caretta caretta (loggerhead turtle), 3877 nucleotides long. It is a transcript of the gene CFAP97, whose product is annotated as cilia and flagella associated protein 97. Lineage: Eukaryota; Metazoa; Chordata; Testudines; Cheloniidae. The record is from RefSeq and is a predicted model, not a curated record. Gene Ontology annotation, biological process: spermatogenesis.